Molecule: messenger RNA, 664 nt
Organism: Telopea speciosissima
Lineage: Eukaryota; Viridiplantae; Streptophyta; Magnoliopsida; Proteales; Proteaceae
Product: psbQ-like protein 3, chloroplastic
Exons: 3
Coding region: 50-607 (185 amino acids)
Biological process (GO): photosynthetic electron transport chain; photosynthesis
Cellular component (GO): photosystem II oxygen evolving complex; chloroplast; photosystem II
Molecular function (GO): calcium ion binding
Source: RefSeq, a predicted model, not a curated record
UUAUAACCAGAAGUCCCCAUUGAAAAAAACCCAAGAAGACCACAAUAGGAUGGCUUCAAUACUAAGAACUUUACAGCCCUACAACCAAUCCUUCGCACCAAACCCUUCUUCUUCUCUAAAACUCUCAAACGAAUUCAACCCAAAUCCCACAAUUCAACUCCAAACAGGUAACAUUAGCAGAAGAAAAGCAACAAUGGCAAGCCUUUCUACGGUUCUCUUAGCAAGAGAAACCAUUUUGAACCCAAAACUAGCUUAUGCUUUUGAUUUUAGAAUGGUAGCUCCUGAUCAAACUUUUGAAGAAGCAGAGAGUGAAAUUAAAGGCCAUGCUCAACAACUGUUAAAAGUGAAGACUCUGAUAGAUUCAGAAUCAUGGGAAGCAGCACAGAAGGAUCUCAGGAAAAGCUCUGGGAAACUGAAACAAGACAUCUACACCAUAAUCCAAGCCAAACCAGGAAGUGAAAGGCCUCUGCUGAGGAAACUCUACUCCAAUCUCUUCAACAAUGUUACAAAGUUGGAUUAUGCGGCCAGGAGUAAAGAUAUGACACGUGUUUUGGAGUGCUAUCAAAAUAUUGUUGUGACCCUUGAUGAUAUUUUAUCAAGACUAUAACUAAUAAACCCUUGUGGAAGCCUAACAUAAUGAAUAAAAAAAAUACAAAAAAAGUUA